Schistocerca serialis cubense is the source of this 4640-nucleotide messenger RNA. RefSeq names its product dynein intermediate chain 2, ciliary. NCBI's taxonomy places the organism in Eukaryota, Metazoa, Arthropoda, Insecta, Orthoptera, Acrididae. Gene Ontology annotation, molecular function: dynein heavy chain binding; dynein light chain binding. Gene Ontology annotation, cellular component: outer dynein arm. The record is from RefSeq and is a predicted model, not a curated record. The coding region runs from base 70 to 2241 and encodes 723 amino acids. The transcript is spliced from 12 exons. Gene Ontology annotation, biological process: cilium movement; outer dynein arm assembly.
UCAUGAGAUGUUUUCGUAGAUACAUCAGAGUACCAGGGCAGUCAGGUUUAUUCAUCUUAAGUUGAAGGUAUGAGGUCUGCAGCAGGCAAGAAAACUGUACAGGCUGCUUCACCCAAGACACAGUCCAAACUAAUAAAAGUACAAUCAGGUUCAGCAAUUGGAACAGCUAAACGAACAGAUCAAGCUGGAGGGGCAAAUGGGGACGAUGGUGAAUGCACACGAGUGAAACUGUGUGCCAGGCCAGAUGAUCAGCUGGAUCUUUCUGAACAGGAACAGAAGGAAGAUAUUACACGUGUUCUGACCGCAGUAACCAGUAAAGUUCCUGAUAAUGUAGUACAAUUCAGCUUUAAAGAACGUUCCUUUGUUCCUGUUCCUCCACCAGAGCCUACAAUAUUUCUCCUCAGUAUUGAAGGAACGUGUCUGGCCAAGGACUCUGAGGAUGCUCGUUAUCAGAUACUUGCAGAAGGAGGAACAAUCGAUGAUGGAGCAAGUGCACGAACAAGGGAAAAAGAAGCUGGGGAAAGUGGUGAGAAAGCGCCUGAAGGUGAGGAAGCGGGGCAAGAAGGUGAACAAGAAGCAGGAGAAACAGAACCUGAAGGAGAAGGUGAAGGAGAUGACAGGAAGGACAGUGUAGUUGAAGCUCCUGUGCCAAUGAAACCCAAGAAGAUCACUAACCAGUUUAAUUUCUGUGAACGUGCUUCACUGACUUUCAAUAAUCCAUUUCGGGAUGUGGAUACGCAAACAAUACCUCCACCACGUGCAAAGUUUUCUGAACAAGUAACACAGUGGGUUAUAUAUGAUGCAUAUCAUGAAGAUUUCUUAACACAACAGCGUGAAAAAGAUAAGGACAAGAAAGAGAAACCUGCAACAUCUGGAGCUAUGAAGAAAGAAGAAACAAAAAAGAAGGAGGUUCAAGUGCUGGAUGUAAACAGCCGAAUGCUAAUGGCUGUGAAGAUACUGGAAAGAAUGGUCAAUCAGAACACAUUUGAUGAAAUAGCACAAGAUUUCAGGUACUGGGAGGAUCCAUCUGAUGAGUACAGAGAUGAAGAAGGAACUCUGUUGCCACUGUGGAAGUUUGCUUAUGAGAAGACAAAGAAAAAUCAUGUAACAGGUCUUUCCUGGAAUCCUCACUACUAUGAUCUGUUUGCAGUAUCUUUUGGCUGCUUUGAUUUCAUGAAACCACAACCUGAAGGUGCUGUGUGUCUGUUCACAUUGAAAAAUCCAUCAUUCCCUGAAUAUGUUUGUACUACAGAUACUGGAGUAGUGUGUGUGGAUAUUCAUCCUAAAUUUGCUUGCCUCAUCGUUGUUGGACUGUUUGAUGGAAAUGUUGCUGUUUAUAAUGUUAUUUCCCCAUCAAAGGAACCAGUAAGCAAGAGCAAUUCAAUAUCAAGCAAGCAUGGAGGAAUAGUGUGGCAGGUUCGAUGGGGAGAAGACAUGCCAGAUGGAGAAAUGAAUUUUUUCUCAGUGUCAGCUGAUGGGCAUGUGUUUAGUUGGGUUCUUGGGCAGAGUGGUUUAUCACAAACAGUUGUUAUUCCACUGGUACUGGCAAAAGAACCAAUACCUGGGCCACAAGGAACUUCAACAAGCCUUACAGGAUGUGGUACUGCAAUAGCUUUUCAUCCAAAGGAGCCUUUAAUUUUUUUGGUUGGCAGUGAAGAUGGGCAAAUUUACAAAUGCAGUACUGCAUACUCUUCCCUAUUCUUGGCAACAUAUGAAGCACAUCAUAUGGCAGUGUAUAAAAUAGAUUUCAAUAAAUACUGUCCAGAUAUUUUUGCUUCGUGUAGUGCUGAUUGGAGAGUAAAGAUAUGGGAAGAUAAUAGGAGUGAUCCAUUAUUUGUUUUUGAUUUGGGAUCACCUGUUGGAGACGUUGAGUGGGCACCUUAUUCAAGUACUGUUCUUGCUGCAGUCACUAAUGAUGGUAAAGUCCACGUUUUUGAUUUGAAUGUCAACAAAUAUAAACCAAUUUGUGUCCAGCCAGUUGUAUCAGCAAAGAAGAACAAACUGACAAGACUAUCAUUUAAUUACAAGUUACCAGUUUUAAUUGUGGGAGAUGACAGGGGUUGUAUAACUAGUCUGAAACUGUCCCCAAAUCUCCGUAAAAAAGUGAAGCCACCAAAAAAAGGUCCACAGUAUGAGCCUAGAGAACUGGAAAUCAUGAAGUUAGAGAAAUUACUGGCACUUGUCCGAGAGCCUCAAACACAAAAACCGUGUACUAAUAUUGUGGAGCCAAAGGAAGGAUAAUAAGGUCUGAAAACAUUGAACCUUCUGUUCCUGAGUGAGAUGGAUGAUGACGUAGUACCCAUGGCUGCAAACAUUUGUGACCUGAAGAUACUUGUGUAAAACCUUAAAGCUUGUCAUAAUCCAAUCUUAAGAGUUCCCCGAGUAUGUGUCUAUGUUUUCUGGAUGUAAAUGUGUUUUCUUUUGUAGCAGUUCUCUCUGGAUUCGUGGACCAGUUUUCAUCUUCAAUAGAAUUUCUUCUACGGCUGAAUUUAUUUUAACAACAAAAUGCCACAACCAUGGAAGGAAAAGAAUGCUGUGUGCUUGGUGCAGUCAUUCAGAGCACAAGUUCACAUUAUAAUAAAGUCUGAAUUUGCAAUUAAUGUUAUUAAACAGAACACUUCAGUUUCAAUUUGAUGGGGAGCAGCAUAAAUAUUUUGUUGAAAGAAAAGAGUUGUCAUUAGUGGUCACCAGUGUUAACCCAUAAAUUCAUGUGCAAAACUCACAGUAGUAUACUAUAAAAACAUGAAAGUCUUUGUUAAUAUUAUUCUCUGUAUGAACGUAGCAAUGCUUGUGGAAAGUGAUUCACUUAGAACAUUUAGAGUUAUGAGCAACAGGUUAAUAGCAUUUGCACUUGACACUGAUGCUUCUGAGUUUUGCACUUACAGUAUCAUUGUUUAAGUGAUCACACACAAACGCUACCAGAAGAGAUCGCAUUGGAAACCUGGUAGAGACCACUCAGAGAAGCUAAAAUCAUUGAAAAUUAACCAUUUCUCCAAUGACUUGUAUAUAUUAUAGCAUACACUAUUGACACUCAACAGAUUUCAGUUCCAAAAGAGGUCCUAGAAAUUGAUCAGUUGAGCUAUGAUGACAGUGGAAUGGCUUCUUCUGAAAGAGUCUUCCUACACAACUGUCACAAUGCAGGCUCAAUGAACAGCUGAUCUUUAUCCUUCUUAUCACUAGAAACUAGCCAUUAAAGUGGUCAGUAAUGCAAGGGGUAAAGGUAACCUCUCCAUAAUUGAGGUUUUGAGUGAUUAGAGCCACAUAAAGAACAUUGAAAAUGUAGCUGAGCUUUCAGACAGUGUUCUUCUUCAGAGAUAACUGAUACAAAGAUAGUCCUACUGUUCCAGGGAAAGGCUGUAUAAGGUGGAGUGGGUGAGUGAAGAAAGGAAGUGGGGAAUGAAAGGGAGUAGUGGAGGGAUGGGUUGCUGAGAGCUGGAGAAAGAGGCUAUAAGGGAACAGUACAGAGAUGUUGCAUCAGUGAGUUCAACCUGGCACAGGAAGGGAGAAUUGCAUUUGGAAAAUGAUAAAGUGGAGGAGUAGGUUGGGAGAUGUGUAGGGAUGAUAGCACUGAGGAAAAUGAUAACUUUGGAGAAGAGAGUGUGAGUGAGGUUUAUUGAGUGAGCCCGAGGCAUGGGGAUAGGUGCAAAGGUGGAUGUUGGACAGGGAUUAGUGUAGACUGAGACCAGAAAUACUGCAUAAUCAAAGGACAAUUCCCAAACAGAUCUCCUGUGCUAUAUGCACACAUGCCCCUAAUCUUCCACCCACUCCAACAAACCAUCUGCAACCCAGCAUUAUCCCACACUUGAACAUCUUAAAUCAUAUCUUUCAUUAGAGCUUUCACUAUCUUUCAUCAUGCCCACAAAUAAGGAACAUCGUUCUCACAAUGCUUACCACCUCCCCACUGUGUCCUCCUAAUUUAAAAAAUAUAUUGGUCCAUUCUUAUCCCACACCUAUUCCAGACUCUUUUUGACAUUAGUCAUAUCCCUGUGGAAGAUCCACGUGGGUAGCCCUAUCCUAUCAGAGCCGGGGCUAACAGUGAAAGCAGUUGUGUGAUAUAUCAACUCCACUGCAACUUUUGCACAGCUUUAUAUGUGGAGGUGACUGCCACUCACAUGAAUAGCUAAAGUGUGGCCAAGAGAGAGGUUGAUUACCCAGUGGUAGAACAUGCUACUGGGCACAAAUGGCUCGACUUCACUGGAUUCUUCACAAAAAAAUGUCAUUAACCUCCCACUUGCCCCCCAGCAAUAUCAGCUUUCCUGAAUAGCAUAGAUGGGUGUCGUACUUACAGCACAGUUGUCAAUCCUGCAGUCUUCAAUCUCCACUAGUACCUGUCCCAAACCAACCCCCCAGUCCCCUCCCCAUGCUUCCUAUUUAACCCCAUUAAUCUAAACUCAGACUUUCAUCUCCACAGUUGUCAUCUGCCUUGGUUCAACCCCUUCCCCAACCUAUACCAUGACUUCAUCCUGUGCCAGAUGCAUUGCAAUUCUUCCUGCCUGAGCCAAGGUGAACCUGCCGGUGUCAAAUUGCCAUCCCAUGCUCUUGCGGCUUCUCACUCCUGACCGUCACCCAGCUUUCCCCUCAACCCUUCACUCCCCCCUCUCUGCCACCUUUCCCCUGUUAUCCACUCCAUUGGAAAGAAC